CUGGGUUCCUUCCCCGACCACCUUUCAUUCAUUCUGCAUCAAGUACUGGGUACUUGGGACUUGGGGUGAAUCAGAGACGCCCCUGCCCUUAGGGAGUUUCAGGGGAUGCUGGGGGUGGAAACACCGACCUAGGCUCCAACAGUGACAGCCUAGGGCGGUCAAGUAGCCGCCUAAGCACUGGGAGCCUCCAACAUGGCAGGAAGGCUUCCCGGAGGAGGUGAGGCCUAGACGGAGCCCUGAAGGAUGGUUAGGAGUUUACUCCACGGAGGCACUGGGAGGGCAUUCUUGGCAGGACCUGAGACAUGAAUGAAACUGGCAUAUUCUGGUCAUUGCAAAGAGAAGCCUACAGAGUGGGGAGUUGGAGUGAUCGGGCCGGAUGCGACCCCCAAGACAGAAUGGUGUUGGACUCAGGGACUCAGGUGUAUGAACAGACACCCCCGAGCCUACCAGCCAGUCCCUCGUCCUUGAGUCCUAGGCUGAAGCCCCCAGAUCGAGAUGGGACAGUGGUGUACCCCUGGCCUCAGUCUUCGGCUCUGCCUCUGGCUCUGUCAGUCCCGUCAGCCCUGCAGCCCCGGCCUAAGCCACAGUCCAUCUCAGAGCUGUGCUUGGGUCACCGUGGCCACAUGCGUCGCAGUGAGAGCACCUGCACUGUAAAUAGUACUGGCCGGCGGGGGCGUGGCUCCCAGGGCCGGACCCUGCCUGGACGGAGACAGGAUCCAGGAGGAGGCACCCUGCGGCCUGCAGCCUCCCUGCCUCACAUUGCUAAGACUCGAAAGGAUGUGGGCCAUGGUGCCAGCAAGAGCCCCUGCAUGCUGGUGGCUCUGCGGCCGACCAACAUGGACCGUGAGCGGGACAAGUUCUUCCAGUCGCAGUACACCUACAACCCGCAGUUCGAGUACCAGGAGCCCAUGCCCACGGCUGUGCUGGAAAAGUACUGUGAAGCCUCUGGACAGUUCAUCCACCAGGCGGUUGGGAUCAUUGAGGCGGUCCUGGAGAAGUUUGGCACCUAUGAACACUUUGAGGCCGCGACUGGGGGCCAGCUGCUGACCAAGUGCCAGAUCUGGUCCAUCGUGCGCAGAUACAUGCAGAAGGAGGGCUGCGUUGGGGAGGUUGUGGUGCAGCUGAGCGAGGACCUGCUGUCCCAGGCAGUGAUGAUGGUGGAGAACAGUCGACCCACACUGGCCAUCAACCUGACUGGUGCCCGCCAAUACUGGCUGGAGGGCAUGCUUCGCCACGAGAUAGGCACCCACUACCUGCGGGGCGUGAACAACGCGCGGCAGCCGUGGCACAACGCCGAGGGCCGGGUGCAGUACGGGCUUCGGCCUGCUAACCCCACAGAGGAGGGCCUGGCCAGCCUGCACAGCGUGCUCUUCCGCAAGCAGCCCUUCCUGUGGCGGGCGGCGCUGCUCUACUACACCAUCAACCGCGCCGCGUGCAUGUCCUUCCGCCAGCUCUUCCAGGACCUGGCGCGCUACGUGCAGGACGCCGACGUGCGCUGGGAGUACUGCGUGCGUGCCAAGCGCGGACAGACGGACACCUCCCUGCCUGGCUGCUUCAGCAAAGACCAGGUGUACCUGGAUGGCAUCGUGCGCAUUCUGCGGCACCGCCAGACCAUCGAUUUCCCGCUGCUGACCUCGUUGGGCAAGGUAUCCUAUGAGGAUGUAGACCACCUGCGGCCCCUUGGGGUGCUGGACAAUACUCGGGUCCCGCACUUCAUGCAGGACUUGGCCAGAUACCGGCAGCAGCUGGAGCACAUCAUGGCCACCAACCGGCUGGAUGAGGCAGAGCUGGGUCGCCUGCUGCCUGACUGAUGAUGCUGUUUGAGAGCUGAAGGCAGAGGCCCUUGACAGAGGACUCUACAGUGACCCCAGAUAUGAAGCUGACUGCUCGGCACCGCUACAGCCUGGGUGUUUCUUGUGGGGGCUGGGCAGGCAGAGUAUCCCAGAAGGGAGGAGCAGCAGCAUAGAGGGUUUGAGUCCUCCUUGGGGCCCCACAGCAGCUUGUCAGGCUAACUGAGCCACCCUCCUGCUUCCAGCUCUCUGUUGAGCAGAGGGGAGGCCUUGGGGGCAGGAGAGAAGCCGAGCACAGUCAGCAUGGGGGGAGGUUUGGGAGUGGAGACUUGUUUUUGCAUGAGAUGGCUUUGGGUCCCUGUAUGUUCUGUUCCCUCCCUACCCCCCACCUGGCCCUUCGGUGCUCCUUCAGCUUUCAUGCUGUCUACCUCUCACUGGGUCCUGGUGUGGGGGAGUCUCUCUUCUCCUGGGGUGAUUGCCUGAGCCUGGGGUCCUGGCUUUCACAAACCCAAGGGGCAGGUGUAAUGGUAGCAAAGACCCAGCUGGGCUGGGAUGCACUUUGCAGCAUUUUGCCUCUCCCACUGGCCAUGUAUUUAUCCCCUAUUUAUGUGCUCUGUUCCUUGGGGCUGGGAGGCAGCAACUUCUGCAGGUUGGUGGAAGGAAAAGGACUCCCCUGAAAGUUACCUACCCCCCUACUCUUACCCUCCCCCACCCACCCCCACAAGUCCUUUAGGCCUUGUGAGUUGAACUGAGCACCCACCUGUCCCGAGCCCCACCACCUCCUCUGCUCCUGUCUUUCCCAUAACCAUACAGCUGGUCUCUGGAAAGGGUUGGCAUAGCCUGGCAGCAGCCAAUCAAGCCUGAGGGGCAGGCCCCUACUUAUUCCAGUUCUGAGCCCUCCUGGACUCCUGGUACAGAGUGGGCGGUGGUUUCCAGCUUCACCUCAGACUCAGUUCUGGGUGGUUGACCCAAUCUCUUUCCCACCCUUGGCCUUACCCAUCUAUAAAACCCAGAAAUGGGAACGCAGUUGAAAAGUUCUUAUUCAUUUAGGUCAUGAAUAUGUAUACACACUGGUCAGAACCAUCACUGAGCUCCCAGUCCAGAGACAAACAAAAACCAGUCAAUUAAAACAGUUACAAUGA
Condylura cristata (star-nosed mole) is the source of this 2932-nucleotide messenger RNA. RefSeq names its product KIAA0895-like ortholog (gene MATCAP1). The transcript has 7 exons. NCBI's taxonomy places the organism in Eukaryota, Metazoa, Chordata, Mammalia, Eulipotyphla, Talpidae. The coding region runs from base 303 to 1811 and encodes 502 amino acids. The record is from RefSeq and is a predicted model, not a curated record.